Molecule: messenger RNA, 1827 nt
Organism: Echinostoma caproni
Lineage: Eukaryota; Metazoa; Platyhelminthes; Trematoda; Plagiorchiida; Echinostomatidae
Source: the annotation of a GenBank genome assembly
AUGGCAGACCCUUAUUCUUUCUUGUCAACGUACCCAAUACAGUCGGGAUUUGUGCUUCUGAUACUGUGUCUGACUAUCUCUCCAGUUAAAUCAAGCACAGCUGAGCCGGAAGUUACUCUUUCACACGGAGGAAAAGUACGCGGAAAGACAGUAGCUGUGACCAUCGGCGGUUCGCCAGUAAACGUGGAUCAUUUUCUCGGAAUUCCGUUUGCUAAACCACCUGUUAACACCUUACGAUUCGCGGAUCCGGUAAAACACCAAGGCUGGUCGGGAACAAAAUACACUGUUUCACUUCCACCGACAUGUUGGCAAUAUUUGUUCCUCGGAUUUGACCAAGCUAAUCCGGGAGCACGCAUGUGGGCAAACAACACGGAAAUGAGCGAGGACUGCCUCUAUUUGAAUGUCUGGAGGCCAACGGGUACUGGCACUACGAAGCUGCCUGUUAUGGUUUGGGUAUACGGUGGAGGUUACACCACCGGUACAUCAACCAUUGAGGUUUAUAACGGACAAUAUUUGGCUGCCAAACACAAAAUUAUUAUUGUGUCGAUGCAAUAUCGUCUGGGUGCGUUCGGGUUUUUACGGAUCGAUCCUUCACCUUCGCGAUUUCGAAAGGGAUUGGACAAAGUGGCUCUGGGCAAUAUGGGGCUGAAAGAUCAAUUGCUAGCGUUGGAAUGGGUGAAGAGUGAGAUUGACUUGUUUGGUGGUGACCCAAGUCAGGUGACUGUGUUCGGGGAGUCCUCCGGUGCAGUGAGUGUAUCCGCCUUGUGGACUUCACCGAAAACCAAGAAUCUAUUCAGACGUGCCAUCGUUCAGUCUGGGGCGAUCAUUUCACGAUGGGGCCUGCACGAUUUGAAAAUGGCCAACCAUCGAGCAGCUGUGUUCUCCAAAGCUUGCAACUGUCCUGAUCCGGCAGCUGAUCCUGCCAUGACUAUCCGAUGCUUGCAGAAAGUGGAUCCCAUGGACCUGGUUAACAAUUUGGAUUCGAUUCACGAAGAUGACGGCGUGCAAAGAAAUAAAACCAUGUGGGAAAAUUUCUUUAAGAAAAUGACCAAAUCUCAACUAGGAAAAGGGGCAUACCCCGGUUGGGCGACCAGUAGUCGUCGCUAUUUCGAGGUACCACUCUCGGCCGUGAUUGACGGUGACUUUUUGCCGACACAUCCAAGAGAGAUUCUGAAAUCACCCCAGAAGUUCCGACCAACUACGGAGCUGCUAAUCGGUGUGAACCAAGAUGAAGCUAUUUACUUUCUUCUUUACGGAUUGUCCAUGGAGAAUACCGUGUUUUUAUCUGAUACGGGCCAAGUUAGUUUGCCGGAAUCUAUAAAAAAAUCAGGACUGCGUGAAGUACUGGGCAGUACUGGUCAAAGAGCUGAUUUUCAGUGGAUCACGGCUUUGGAAAUUCUAGAUCAGAAAUAUCUGCACCCGGAGCUGACCGCUCUACCUGCAGCGUUCUAUAAUCUACCAAUGAUGUUGAACACCAGUACUGGAUAUUCCAACCCCAACAACAUAAAACUAACCGGAGAGGAGGUCAUGAAACGGUUGAGUGAUUUAGCCUCAGAUGUGGACUUUGUCUGUCCCGUUCUGGAAUUUGCUGAUUUGGCCGCAAGACGAUCUGAGGCUAAAGUUUACUUGUAUUAUUUCACACAACCGUCGAGUAAAUUACCAUUUCCGGCAUGGACUGGAGUCAUGCACGGAUAUGAAAUACAUUACGUGUUUGGUAUGCCCCAUUCGACUGAUUUUACAAAAACAUUUUUCGGAUUUACCGAUGAAGAAAUCAAAUUUGGUGAAUUGAUGCAACAGCUCUGGGUGAACUUCGCGAAAACUGGGUAA